Molecule: messenger RNA, 626 nt
Organism: Drosophila willistoni
Lineage: Eukaryota; Metazoa; Arthropoda; Insecta; Diptera; Drosophilidae
Exons: 4
Coding region: 101-559 (152 amino acids)
Cellular component (GO): nucleus
Source: RefSeq, a predicted model, not a curated record
CACCGCGUAAGUGGUAAACCACAUGUUGCGAAGAACAAAAUUUUGUCAAAUUGGCCGCAAGUUUCCACAGGUGUUUCCAUAAACCAAUAUUGAAAUUUAAAUGAGCGAAAGAAUGGACUCUUUUACUGUGGACAGUGUUAAUAUGUCCUUCAAACGAUGGAGCUUGAGUUACUUCUUUCGCGAAGAAAUGACGGAAUACAGUUUGAGACGAACAUGGCGUGAUGUAGUUGGGGAGUGUGAGACGGACAGGAAGAACUUGAUUGAAUCAACUAGGUUUUCGAUAACUUUGGUUCGCUCCUGUGUCCACAAAGAUGUCUCUUUAGUUCAACAAAACUAUCAAGCCCAUCUGACCAAAAAGGUGGUGGGCAAGAUUUUAAAGCUUGUCUCGGAUGAAUAUGGCCAACUGGUAUUCCUUCUUAAACUUGAAGGCGUUGAUCAACCACAGGCAAUACCAACGAAAGUGGCGAAUGCAACAAUGCCUCAUUUGGUUGAAGAAUUCUACAGGAACCGCCGGUCGCAGCAUGAUUUUAUAGCGACAUUGUUAAAGGAAACAUGGUGAUCACAUUCGCAACUAAAAAACCAUUUAUCCUAAAUAAAGGUUCAUGCUUACAUACAUAUAUAGAUAA